UUUCAGCUCAGCAGUACUCAAAUCCAUCAAUGGCGGAAGGCAACAUUCAGGUUCAACGAGGGAGAAGGACCGGAAGAAGAACAGGGGGAGGAACAACCCCACGUACUCUUCUUCCGCUCCGCCGUGUCUCCUCCCACCUCUCCAACUCCAUUUCCUGCUGGUACUGUGACUUCAAGUCGUCUGUCUUCAACGAACCUCUCUUUCAAUUCGGACGAAAAUACUUCAGGUGGUUAAGAAUAUGGUUCUCUAUCGGAAUGGGUUUCAGUUUGACCACUUUAAUUGGAGUUACACUCAUUAUCUUAUUGGAAUCAGCUAGAGCUUUGAAUCUAUACAAUGGGAUCCCAUGGCUCAACAAUAUUCUUAAUGGAUCCAUCUUCGGAUCCUACUCUUCACUAUACAACAUAACAGUUGCUGAUAUUGGAUACAUGUGCAUCUCUUCCAUAAUAUCUGUAUCCAUACAUGAACUUGGACACGCACUUUCUGCCACAAGUGAGGGCAUACAAAUUGAGUACACUGCCGUGUUUUUGGCAGUUCUGUUUCCAGGUGCACUUGUUGCCUUCAAUGAUGAUUUGCUACAAAUGAUCCCACGUGUAGCUACACUUCGCAUAUACUGUGCAGGAAUCUGGCAUAAUGCAGCAUUAUGUCUUGUUUGUGCGUUGACUCUCUUCCUUCUACCAUUCAUCGUCUAUCCACUUUACUCCCAUGGUGAAAGCCUCAUGGUUUUGGAUGUUUCUCGUAAGUCACCUUUGUAUGGCCACUUAUCUCCCGGUGAUAUAAUCACCAUGUUAGACGGGGCCCACGUUCAUACAACAAAAGAAUGGAUGGAUAUUUCCUAUUUUUUAGAGAAGCAAAAAUCUCAAACAAAUAAAGGAUAUUGUGUCCCGAAUUUAGAGAUUGCAGGAAGCAAGAAUCCUGAAAUCAUGGACAACAAAUUCAUAUGUCCAAACGACCUCACUUUAUUCACCACCAUUUCAUGUAAUUCAAGAACAAAUGAAACCGAUCAUCAACAAACAAAAGAGCAUAUCUAUUGUUUUCCGGCCAAGGGCGUGUUAGGGGAGAAAAAAUGUGGCGAUGGGUGGGGCAAUUUGGUAAAAGACGAUGGUAAUUGUUUAUGUACGGAUGAUGAGUCGUGCUCGAGUCCAAUUCAUAUGACAGGUGUCACAUGGGUUGAGAUCACAUUUUCGAGACAUGAAUGUGAAAAUAAAGAAAAUAAAUGUGGUGGGAGUUUUGUGUUUGUAGGUGAUAUAAUAUCAAUGGCACGUUCGAUUAGGGUAACAAAUUAUCAGUCUCGUUGGUUUUAUGGUGUUGUGUGUGUUCCUGUUGUAGUGGAGAAGUUGUUGGUGAAUAUCUUUCAUGUGUCAUUGAUGUUGGCUCUUUUGAAUAGUUUGCCGGUAUAUUAUCUUGAUGGAGAAUCGAUUUUAGAGGUGGCUCUUUGUUGUUUUAGUUCAUUGACACCGAGGAUACGUGAAUUGGUUGUUCGAUCGUGUUUAGUUGGAGGAACGCUUAUUUGUUGUCUUUUAAUUUCGAGGAUUUUGUUUCUUGUUAUUUCGUAUUAAAGGGUUUUAUGGUUAUUAAUUGCUUGUAGGAAGUUGUUUAAUAUGUAAGACUGACUUUUUAUGGCA
This is a messenger RNA of Lactuca sativa (garden lettuce), 1622 nucleotides long. Its product is annotated as Peptidase M50 family protein. Lineage: Eukaryota; Viridiplantae; Streptophyta; Magnoliopsida; Asterales; Asteraceae. Gene Ontology annotation, biological process: regulation of response to endoplasmic reticulum stress; membrane protein intracellular domain proteolysis. Gene Ontology annotation, molecular function: protein binding; metalloendopeptidase activity. Gene Ontology annotation, cellular component: membrane; cytoplasm. The record is from RefSeq and is a predicted model, not a curated record.